GGCUUCAUUGUUGACCAGAAAAUUAUCUUUGGUGGAGGGUUCUGUUUCUUGCAUUUCCUCAUUUUUAUCUUUCUCCGACAAUGAGUCGAUUGCUACCGGCAAUUCGGACAUGAGCUUGGUGUUGACUUCAAAAAGUUUUUCUCUACGCAUAGUCGAUGAUAGAUGUGCUCGUAGACAAGCGUUGUUAUUGUUGCAAGUUUUAAAAUUUUACCUUCACAUAACAAACAUGGUUCAAGUUCCGGAAUUACAUCAUCAUUGGCAAGAAUUUAUGG
Molecule: messenger RNA, 272 nt
Organism: Acaulospora morrowiae
Lineage: Eukaryota; Fungi; Glomeromycota; Glomeromycetes; Diversisporales; Acaulosporaceae
Source: the annotation of a GenBank genome assembly